CAGCUACAUCGUACAUCGCACACACGGCCGGUGACGCGCCGCUAGCCGCUAGCCGCCGCGCCGCGCUCCGCCAGUCGCGACUACCCACUCGCGAGACGCGCACGCAACAUUAUCCAAUCAACUUAUCAAACAAAGGAGUCAUCAUGGCUCCGACCUGUGCUACAAUAUUAGCACUCCUCUGCGCCCUGGGAGCCGCAGCCGCCACCCAGGCCCCGCACUACCUCACGGAUGAGUUCAUCAACCUCAUCAACUCUAAGCAGAGCUCGUGGCAGGCCGGCCGGAACUUCCCGCUCAGCACGCCGGUGAAGCACAUCACGACGCUGAUGGGCGCGCUGCCCGACAAGCACUUCUCCAAGCUGCAGGUCCGUGAGCAUGCCGCUGACGUCAUCGCCUCGCUGCCCGACAACUUCGACCCGCGGGACAAGUGGCCCAACUGCCCCACUCUCAACGAGGUGCGCGACCAGGGCUCGUGCGGCAGCUGCUGGGCCUUCGGCGCCGUCGAGGCCAUGACCGACCGCAUCUGCAUCUACUCGAACGGUACGAAACACUUCCACGUAUCGGCGGAGGACCUGCUCACCUGCUGCCCGAUCUGCGGGCUCGGCUGCGGCGGCGGCAUGCCCACGCUGGCCUGGGAGUACUGGAAGCACUUCGGGCUGGUGUCGGGCGGCAACUACAACUCGAGCCAGGGCUGCCGGCCCUACGCCAUCCCGCCGUGCGAGCACCACGUGCCCGGCAACCGCAUGCCGUGCAGCGGCGACACGCACACGCCCAAGUGCUACCGCACCUGCGAGGACGGCUACUCCGUGCCCUACAAGAAGGACAAGCACUACGGCAAGCACGUGUUCUCUGUACGAGGAGAAGAAGACCACAUUAGAGCCGAGAUCUUCCAGAACGGGCCGGUGGAGGGGGCCUUCACCGUGUACGCCGACCUGCUGAACUACAAGAAGGGGGUGUACACGCACACGUCGGGCGACGCGCUCGGUGGCCACGCCAUCAAGAUCCUGGGCUGGGGCGUGGAGGGCGGGCAGAAGUACUGGCUGAUCGCCAACUCCUGGAACACGGACUGGGGCGACAACGGCUUCUUCAAGAUCCUGCGUGGAGAAGACCACUGCGGCAUCGAGAGCUCCGUCGUGGCCGGAGAGCCGCUGUUCUAAUUGUAACAAACCAAAGAAUUCUUAGAUUUAUUAAUGAGUUUAUGCACUGCUAUCAUCACAUUAAAAACAAUAGUCUGUAACUUUUUUCUGUGAUUACAUGUUUGUGUCUUAUAUCGGCUAGUUAUAUUAAUGCAUGUACAUAAUCAGUGGCCUCAUUAUCUACUGAGUAAUUAACGCGUUGUUUAAUAUACGGCUACUGUUCGUUCAACUCAUAAAUCAUUAUACUUUUGUACAUACCUAAGUGAUUAAAUUACCUAAGUAAGUACCUAUAGUUUAUUGUUGUUGUAAACUUUCAAUCUUUUUAAUAAACGCAGGCCAAAAAAGUAUAACUAGUUAAA
This is a messenger RNA of Plutella xylostella (diamondback moth), 1492 nucleotides long. It is a transcript of the gene CtsB, whose product is annotated as Cathepsin B. NCBI's taxonomy places the organism in Eukaryota, Metazoa, Arthropoda, Insecta, Lepidoptera, Plutellidae. The record is from RefSeq and is a predicted model, not a curated record. Gene Ontology annotation, biological process: regulation of catalytic activity; proteolysis. Gene Ontology annotation, molecular function: cysteine-type endopeptidase activity.